AGAGGCUCACUGCUUUGUGUUUCACCAUCUGAGAACGAACGCGGAAAACAAGAACAUUACUACUAGAGUUGUUUGUAAUGGUACAUAGCUGAUCAGUUCGCUCGAAUUUAUUGAUUCAAAAGUGAUCCCAAUUUGCCGCAAAAAUAAUGUGUUUAACUGUUCCAAAGUGUCCUGUUCUAAUAAAUUGUCAAGUGUAAACAUGUCUCUCUUGCCGUUAUUCUUGUGCAUCGCAGUCGUAGAAGUAUCUGCGUUCCCUAAUCGUCGACCGAUUAAUUACACCAUAUGCGAGACUGAUGCGUGUCACACAGUUGGACAGAUGAUUCAACGUGGUAUCAACUAUUCUUCCGAUCCUUGUGAUAAUUUCUAUAAUUAUGGAUGCGGUUCAUGGGCAGCAAACAAUCCUAUGCCCCCCAGUGCAUUAUAUUGGAAUACGGAUAAGGUGUAUAUUAUGAAGAUUAAUCGACGUCUGAAAGAAUUAUUGGAAGAACGAAGCAAACAUGACAAAUUGCCGCCUAUACGAAAGCUUAAGCAAUAUUAUCGCUCAUGCAUGGACGAAGAUGCGAUCGAGAAGGAAGGACUCGAACCUAUGAUGACAAUGUUAGAUGCGACCGGUGGAUGGCCAAUUAUAAUGGAGAAUGAAGGCACAAACUUGGAGAAUUAUACUUGGCAAGAUAUCGAUAAUGCUUACAUUCCGAUUUUUGGCUUUAGCAGUUUUGUUGAUAUUAGUUAUGAACCUGAUGAUGAAAAUUCAAACUACAAUAUACUUAUGAUAAAUAUAGAUAAAAUAUCUCUUACCGAAAACAAACUUUAUUCAGAAAGAGUGUUGUUCUCGAAUCCGGAUCUAACUAAAAUGGAAGAGAUAAUAAAAGCUUUUGCCAAAUACAAAGGAGCUAAGAUAAAUACAAACAGAAUGGACAAGGAAAUAGAAGAUUUAUUCCUUUUCGAAGAGAAAUUUAAAGAUAUCAUUAGAAAGUCAUAUGAAAACGUUUUUAAAGGACUGGAGAUAAAUCGUACCAAAAUGACGAUUUCAGAAUUACAAGAGUAUUACGAUCUUGCAAAAACGGAAAAUACCACUUCGAAGAUUAAUUGGUUACAGACGUUACAAUCUGUUUACAACAGUGUUAAUGUGAGUAUUAACGCUUCCGAACCUGUGAAUGUAUAUAACAAAAAGCUUCUGCACAAAUUGGCAUAUUUGUUAGACGCAACAUCGCCUCGUAUACUUGUGAAUUUCGUACAAUGGGAUAUUGUACGUAAACUUGUGCCGUUUCUGACCAAAAGUGUGAGAGACAUUGAUUUCAAAUCAACCCAUGAAAAAUACAAUGUAACCGAACAAAAACCUCGAUGGGAAACAUGUGUUCAGGAAAUACCAUUCCAAAACGCCUUGUCUUAUCUUUAUGUUAAGAACUACAAUAUAACACAUAAUAUAAAAGCUGUAAUUGAAAUGAUUGAGGAAAUAAAAACAGAACUGAAAAAACAUACAUUACAUUCAAAGUGGAUGGAUAAUAAUACGAAGGAAUUUAUAGUAUCCAAAAUAGAUAAUUUGGUACAAUUAAUUGGUCAUCCCGAAUGGUACAAUAAUCAAACUGCACUCAUCAAACGUUACGAAGGAUUCCAGAUAGGACAGAAUUAUUUCAAAAACGUUUUAACAGUCGUGAUAUACGAAUUGAGAAGAUUUCUCAAGGAAUUUCGAAAACCUGUGAAUAAAUAUGAAUGGUUUUAUUUCCCUCUAGAUAAAAAUUCCUACUAUGACCAAUCGAGUAACGGAAUAAAUGUACCAAUUUCUGAGAUCCAGGAUCCGUAUUUUGCUCCCGGCAUGCCGCUUGCGUUUAACUACGGUAGUGUAGGUACGGUUAUCGGACACGAGCUUACGCACAGUUUUGAUACUACUGGAAUGCAACACGAUAAGUUCGGCAAUAAAUAUUCACAACAUUCUAAGAAAAUGAAUGAAGCUUACAAGGAAAGACUAAAGUGCUUUGUGGAUCAGUAUAAUAAUUUCACAAUAAUAAGAACAGACGGAUAUGAAGAACGAGUAAAUGGCCUACUUACAAGGAACGAAAAUGUCGCUGACAAUACUGGCCUCGAAAUUGCCUUCGCAACAUUUAAAAGACUCUUGCUAACUGCGGGACCACAACCGAAAUUGCCAGGAUUAACGAAUGUAACUGACGAACAAUUGUUCUUUUUGUCCUAUAUAAAUGCAUGGUGUGGAACAUCAAGAAACUUUUAUGAGGAAGAUUAUAUUAACAAUGACGUUCACACAUUUCCAAGAUUUCGUACGAUCGGCUCUGCGUCUAACUUUGUAUCUUUCUCUAAAGUGUAUAACUGCUCAGUAAACAGUCCAAUGAAUCGUCAAUCCAAGUGCAACUUAUGGAAAUAGGCUGAAAUAUCUAAGAGAUUUUACAAAUUAAUCCGAACUAAAUAUUAAUGCGUUAACAAUACAAUACAAUACAAUACAACAAAUCUUUACGAUUUUAAAGGAACAAAGCUUCCUUGUACUAUUAACUCUAGGUUGAAUAAUCGAAACAACAUAGAAGAAAUAAUAUUAUAAAAAGCGAUUAGCGCUAUUUAUUAGUGGAAUUUUAUAAAUGAAAUAAAAA
Messenger RNA from Harpegnathos saltator (Jerdon's jumping ant), 2594 nucleotides. RefSeq names its product endothelin-converting enzyme 1-like. The transcript is spliced from 18 exons. Gene Ontology annotation, biological process: protein processing. Gene Ontology annotation, cellular component: plasma membrane. The coding region runs from base 200 to 2374 and encodes 724 amino acids. Gene Ontology annotation, molecular function: metalloendopeptidase activity. The record is from RefSeq and is a predicted model, not a curated record. Lineage: Eukaryota; Metazoa; Arthropoda; Insecta; Hymenoptera; Formicidae.